Ailuropoda melanoleuca (giant panda) is the source of this 690-nucleotide messenger RNA. RefSeq names its product CDGSH iron-sulfur domain-containing protein 2. The transcript is spliced from 3 exons. Gene Ontology annotation, cellular component: mitochondrial outer membrane; intracellular membrane-bounded organelle. Gene Ontology annotation, biological process: regulation of autophagy; autophagy of mitochondrion. NCBI's taxonomy places the organism in Eukaryota, Metazoa, Chordata, Mammalia, Carnivora, Ursidae. The record is from RefSeq and is a predicted model, not a curated record. Bases 1 to 684 code for a protein of 227 amino acids. Gene Ontology annotation, molecular function: 2 iron, 2 sulfur cluster binding.
AUGCGUGCAGAGACACGACGGGAGCGCGGGACCAGCAUAGCAAGCAGCGGCCGUCUCUCCCGCUGCCGGGAAUCCCAGUCUCUAACAAGAAGCAGAACGCUGACAAAUGAAAAGGAGAUGUGUGUGCUGGCGCAGCGUCCACGGAUUUGGGAUGCUAGCCGCGAGCUGUACGCCCUGGGCGGGCUCCCGGGGGCCAUCAGCCGCGCGCUCCCGGAGGGCGCCUCUGCACACCCGCGGGUGUUGACUGGCGGCUUGGAGACAGUAACACUGUUCACCAAGUGUUUCUUACUUCUUCUGGGCGUGAAGGUGCAGCUCCCGGCGUAUCUGAAGCGGCUCCCUGUCCCCGAGAGCAUCACCGGGUUCGCCCGGCUCACAGUUUCAGAAUGGCUUUGGUCACUGCCUUUCCUCGGUGUACUUGCACUACUUGGCUACCUUGCAAUUCGUCCAUUCCUCCCGAAGAAAAAACAACAGAAGGAUAGCUUGAUUAAUCUUAAAAUACAAAAGGAAAAUCCCAAAGUGGUGAAUGAAAUAAACAUUGAAGAUCUGUGUCUCACUAAAGCAGCUUACUGUAGGUAUUGGCGUUCUAAGACGUUUCCUGCCUGUGAUGGUUCACAUAAUAGAUACAAUGAAUUGACAGGAGAUAAUGUGGGUCCACUAAUACUGAAGAAGAAAGAAGUACAAUAGUAAUGA